AUGGUUGCAAAAAGAGAAAAAGAUAGAGCUGACAUGGUGUUUGAUUUAAGACCUAGUUAUUCAAAAAAUAAGAGUACUUCUCAAUAGAUAAUCAGAAAUAUGAGCAAUAAUAAGCAUAAAAAGUAUUAUGAGUACAUCUUAAGUAAGCUAAGAUUUCAGAGAGAAUAAGAUCAGGAAAAGCAAAGAGAGUUAGAAUAGAGUUAAAAGAUUAAACUUCCUAGACUCGUCUAAACAGAAGAUGAGGACUAAGAGUUAUUCAAAAGUUUAUCAACUUAUAUUAAAAAUGAUGAAUUCAUGGAACAAAAUAAAAAGAUGAUCCAUGAAAGAAACAAAUCCUUCGACAGAGAUCACAGAGCUAUGAGUAAGUCUUAAACUGGUGGAAAUUAGUCUUUGGAACUAUCAUAGUUUCUGAAAGUUUUCGAGAAAAAGAAAAAUCUUGUUUAUCUAGGAGGAGGGGAUGAUGGUUACAAUGACGUUGUAAAAGGUAAUGAUAAUAUCUCAACCCGUAAAAAUAAACAAAUCAUGGAUAAAAUGUAUGAACUAAUGACGAAAAAAUCAAAAAAUAGAAUGCGAUGGGAGUCUCUAGAUAAAAUGAGGCAGGAAAAGUUUGAUUAGCAAAGGCAUAUAGAGUAGGAGGAAAUAGAAAGAAAAUAAGCUCAUGAACUUAUGGAGUAACAGUACAUAAAUAUGCUUUCAUCAAGAGCUGGAACAGAAGAUUCAUUCAAAAGUGAUUCAGAUAUGGAUAGGGGGGAAUAAGAUACUGAAACAAAAAAGAAAAUUAUUAAAAAUAAGCUCAGCAAUCUAAGAGAUUUUGUUCAAAAAGAGAUAUAAAAAGAAUAGCCAUUUAAUCCAGUUUAAGUAAUGUCAAACUCUAAAAUGGAGUUAGAAAAGACGGAUGAUAAUAGCAACAUGCAGAGGUAACUAACAUUGCUAUAUAAGAAAUCAGAGGAGAAAAUGAAAGAAUCAAAGAGUUAAAAUAAAAAAAGAAUCAAGCUUAUUAGGUAAGAAUCUAUGUAACUUCCAACUAUCAACUAGAAUAGCAGAAAUCAAAUAUCUCCUCCAUCUAAAAACGCUAGUUCAUUUAUAAAACAUUAGUAUUAGUCCUCAACAAUACUUUAAAAUGAUAAGAAAAAUUCUUUUAUUACUUUGAUGCCUACUUAGUAAGGAAAUCCUACUAUUGAGUCAAACUAAUCAAAUCUGGGACUAUCUGAUUUUAACUCUAAUUAGCUUUUUCAAUCUCAGAUACUUUCUCCUUAUAGACUAAAUAAUAAUCUCAUUAAUGGUUCUAUUUUACUUUAAAAUAUCAACGAUCAAUCCUAGUUUUCAAGCAUGAAAGGCAGACUAAAACAUCAACACCUCUAAUUAGUUGAUAAUGUAUUAGAUAACUGUUAAACAUUCCUAAGUGGGGAUAUUAAGUACACUAAAUCAUCAGUAGCUAAACUAAAUAGAUUUAUUUAGUAUCAAAGUAAGUUAGUGGUCAAUGAAGCAUAAAAGAAGAAGAACCAAGAUAUUAAGAAUGUUAUCAAGGCAAUUUCAAAUAACAAUCACCUUUACUUAAGGAAAGUAACAGAUAAAAAUUAAAAUACUCUCGGAAUAAGCUCUAGAAUCACUGUAUCUAGGAGUCCGCCAAAAAGUUUUGUUCUCAAAUCAACAUUCGCUAGAAACGCUAGUGCAGCUAAUAUAAUUAAUGUAAAAUAGACUAUGGCUUUAUAGUCCGAUCAUGACUUAAAACUAACUCGAGAAAUAUCGAUUCAUAACCUUUCACCAAUCAAUUAGUCUAUAACUAAUGAAACAAAGGUACCAUAAUUGUGA
This is a messenger RNA of Stylonychia lemnae, 1812 nucleotides long. NCBI's taxonomy places the organism in Eukaryota, Ciliophora, Spirotrichea, Sporadotrichida, Oxytrichidae. The record is from the annotation of a GenBank genome assembly.